AAAAAAAAAAAAAAAAAAAGUAAAAAUAAAAGUGCAAUAGAAAGAACCCGACGCAUUGUCGAUGCAUUUCUCUUGUUUCAUAUUGUACAACUGUAAUGACAUGCCGUUCUAUGCUCGAUUGUUUGCCGAUGGAGCUCAUUGACAAGAUCCUGGGGAAACUGUCAAUGAUGGAGUACGCUGCAUUGAUCCAUGUCAACCGAACUUGGUACGCUAUUGCACUUCAAUGGUUAUACCAUACGCCGCGAAUAGAAUCGGAACGCCAAAUAGACCAGUUUGUCAACGUGAGCGGCCGUGCGCUUCAGCAUGUAAUUGAACUGGAUUUGACCGCCGUCAGCCAAUUUGUUCGCGACGACCACCUCAUUCAACUCAGCGAAAAGCAAUGCAAUCGUCUGCGUGUGCUUCGACUGUCAAAUUGCAACGUAUCACCCGAAGCGAUCAAUCGGUUAUUACGACUCUCGGUCAAUGUGCUGCAAACUGUUUUACUGUCGAAUUGUAAUUUAUCGUCGGAAACCUUGGAAACCCUCGGUCAAGCCAGCGUGCAUCAUUUGCGCACACUUGAUCUGAGCAACACCAUGAUCCGGCCAUGUGCCACGUUUGAUGCGCCUAAUCACUUGGAACCCAUGACUAAAGGUUAUUUUCCUCGUGAUAACCAGCUGGUGGAACUCGAUUUGUCCUAUUGCAGCUGGGUGGAUAACCAGACCUUGAAAAAUGUGUUUGUUGGGCUGCCGAGUAUUCAGCGAUUAAGUCUUUGCUGGUGUCAUUUAUUGGAGUAUUUAUCCAUUUUUCACCUUGUCCGCAACCUUACCCAGCUCCAUAUCAUUGAUUUGCGCUUUAUUAAUGCCAUCUCAUGCGCUGCGGCCUAUGCGUUACUGGAAGCCAAUGCCAAUCUCUCGCAAGUCUUAUUUACCCAUCGCCUCAAACCUUCACAGGUUCGACGCAAAGAACGAAUGGCUUGUCCUGCAUCGCGACUGGUGGAUUUAUGAAACCCUUAAAAAUCAACGAAUUGUACCAUAGCAUCACUGUAACCAUACUGUAACAACAUUGUAAAUAAAAAGAAAACUUCUAUUGUAAUAGUAACAUAUAACAGAACUG
Messenger RNA from Radiomyces spectabilis, 1092 nucleotides. RefSeq lists its product as uncharacterized. Gene Ontology annotation, biological process: SCF-dependent proteasomal ubiquitin-dependent protein catabolic process. The record is from RefSeq and is a predicted model, not a curated record. Gene Ontology annotation, cellular component: SCF ubiquitin ligase complex. The transcript has a single exon. The coding region runs from base 96 to 983 and encodes 295 amino acids. Gene Ontology annotation, molecular function: protein binding. NCBI's taxonomy places the organism in Eukaryota, Fungi, Mucoromycota, Mucoromycetes, Mucorales, Radiomycetaceae.